UCGCUGCCGGAGGAAACAGAAGCGCCUCAGCUCCAGAGAAACUGUCGGCAGGAAGGAGAUUCUGGGGUAUUUUGAGGUAUUUUGAGGUGUUAAGGUUACCUUUUCAGGUGCACAACCCUCUGAUGUCUGAAGUGCUGCUGUCUGGGAAUGUAAACCCGUAUCAGGGUAGUCAUUCAGUUGUAGGUUAAACAGUGUUGUGGAUGCUCUGUGCUAAUGCUGUAUCUGCUAGCUAGAACUCCAGGUUUGAUCAGAUCUGCUAGUUUAGCGAGAAAAAGAUCUGACUCUGCGUUAAAAUGACCUCCUGACACCAUCUUUGGCCUUGUAGACAGAAAUCUAGCCUACUUUUCUGCUCUACAACGAUACUAAUUCCUCAGUUUGCCUGUGUUUACAUAGGCCUAGCCUACACUUAUGUUAAAAAACUACAUAAUUUCCCCAAAUACUUAUUUAUGUUUACCCUGUUGUGUCUAGCUGCUCGUUAUUAAACCAUUUAUCCUUCUCAGUCAUAAAUUCAUCAUUAUUUCUCUUUAUUUACAUAACCACUUGAUUUGUAUUGCUCUUGCAGUGUGUUGCUUUGUUUGUUAAUGUACUCAUUCUUUCUACAGAAGUCUUUUUUCACCUAGGACCUCUUGGUGCAGGUGUCAACAUGAAAUUAAACUCAAUAAAACACAAUCUUAAAAGCGUGGGAGCCACAGUCGAGCACUGAUGACGUCUUAAGGGGCAAGGUUUGCGCAAGGAAAUACAAAACUACAGAACGUUAACAAGAUGGUCAUAAAUUGGUGAACUGAGUGUUGUCUACGGAAUGAAUAAUCUCUUGUUGCAAGUCUUCUCCUGCUCAGCUUGCUUACAUUUCUACACAAUUUAAAUUCAUCAUCACAAACAAGUCAGGAGUAAAUGUCACAAUGCUGAAACCAGGAGAGAUUAAAUGUGAGGAUACAGAGGUGCCAGUGGUGGAACCUGAAGAGUUUAAAAGUGAAGUGGUGGUGCUGCCAGUUCUGAAACUGGAGGAGGUUAAAUGUGAGGAUGUGGUGCUGCCAGUGAGCUUGAAUAAUCAGCAAACAUCUGCUAUUGCUCCCUGCACAAACACCUCCAACAGAGAAAUGCCGAACACUGCAGGAAAGGAGAGAUCUCACCACUGUAUACAGUGUGGGAUGCGCUUCAGUGAUCAGAGUAGCCUCCAGCGACACCACCACAUUCACACAGGAGAGAAACCGCAUUACUGUUCAUACUGUGGAGAGAGUUUUGUUCUGCCAAGUCAUCUCCAACUGCACCAGCGCAUUCAUGCAGGAGAGAAGUUGUACGACGAGUCAGAGUGUGAGAAGAGCAUUAAUGAGAGUAAUGUCGAAACGCCUGAGCGCAUUCAAUCAAGAGAGAAGCUCCAUCAGUGCUCAGACUGUGGGAAGACCUUUAAUCGCCGUUGUUAUCUACAGCUACACCAGAGAGUUCACACAGGAGAGAAACCGUAUCAGUGCUCAGACUGUGGGAAGAGUUUUAAUCGACGUAGUUGCCUUCAUAUACACCAGAGUGUUCACACAGGAAACAAGCCACAUCAUUGCUCAGAUUGUGGUAAGACUUUUAACAGACGAAGUCAUCUCCAAAGACACCAGCGCAUUCACACGGGAGAUAUGCCGUUCGAGUGCUCAGAGUGUGGUAAGAGCUUCAAUCAUCAGCUUCAUCUCCAAAUACACCAACGGACUCACACCGGAGAGAGGCCGUAUCAGUGCUCGGAGUGCGGAAAAAGGUUUAAUCAAAAGAGUCAUCUUCUGCGACACGAGCGCUUUCACACAGGAGAGAAGCCACAUCGAUGCUCAGAGUGUGGGAAGGGUUUUUCUCUACAAAGUCAUCUCCAAACGCACAAGCGCAUUCACACCGGAGAGAGGCCAUAUCACUGCUUAGAGUGCGGGAGGACUUUUAGCAUACUAAGUCAUUUCCAAGAACACCAGCGUACUCACACCGGAGAGAGGCCAUAUCACUGCUCAGAGUGUGGGAAGAGCUUUAAUCGACAGAGUAAUCUCAAACUACACCAGCGCAUUCACACAGGAGAGAAGCCGUAUCAGUGCUCAGAGUGUGGGAAGAAUUUUAAUCAGCGGAGUCAUAUCCAAAGACACCUGCGUGUUCACACAGGAGAGAAGCCGUAUUAUUGUUCAGAAUGUGGGAAGAGCUUCAGAUAUACAAGUACUAUAAAGAAACACAGCUGCAAUAAAAACAACAUAGAGACCCAUAACACAUGAGUAUGUAAGACAGUUUUCAUCUUGUUGUAGGUUUUUUUUUUUUAACAUACACAAAUGAUAUAACAGUUUAUGCUGGGUUCAUUGCUUAUUAGAUACACAUAGAAUCGCGCAGAUUGUACAUUUUUAGCAUAAAUGAGCUUUAGAAUGGGCAAAGUGUCCAUGGCCUUGGUGAUUUUGAACGUGGCAAGUGCAUGAAGUCAUCUUGGAGUGCACCACUUAUUGGUCUUGAAUAGGCUACUAUAGCUGAAGUCCAUGUGGAGUGAAGAACUAGGAAUUGCUUCUCCAGUGGGCAUGGGAGCAUCACAACUGCCCUGUUGGGUGGUGGAAAAAGAAGUUACUUUGGCACGUAUUUCUAGGUCCGGAUUUCAUCAUGCUGUUAGAAGCGAUAGAAUAUGUCACAAGCAACUAACCAUGAAGCCAUCCUGCUUGGCAUGAACAGUGACACAAAGUGGUUUGAGGAACAUGGCAAGGUUUCAUUGCUUCGGUGACUUUUGCAAUUUCUGGAUUUCAGCCCUAUCCAAGCAUUGUUGGCAUGAGGUUGGAUGAGCUGUUGCAGCAGGAGCGCAACCAUUAAUGUUUGCAGCAACUGUGCAAUGCAAUUAUUUUACAUAAGAGGUCUUUAUUUUCUCUUUUGUGUGAUUUAUAUGCUAAUAUAAUUAUGUAAUUAUUGUUCCUAAAAGUUUUUAUCCUGUAUUUGUAUUUGACUGUACUUGAUUUACGGUUACAUGCAAUAGUUUAGGCACCUGUAACAUUUUGCUAAUUUUUGAAAUGAAAAGAAUAUAACACAACCUUUGCAGCAAGUUAUUUUAGAGAAUAUAAUUUUUGUAAAGGUUAAUGCUCAUUUACUUUAUAUUCGGUUAACUUAAAAAAAGUAGGAAAAAAACAAAAUAGUGAUUGAUAUGUGUCAGAGUUCAGGCUAAGUAAAAACCCUGCUGCCAGCUGUCUGUUCAGUUUUUGCUUUGUCAAUGCAAAGCACUUGUUUCCAAUAUGUCUCUGGCUUAUCUAGAUACUUUUCUGCAUACUUUAGACUUUGACAUUUGUGACAAGGUUGCAAAUCGUCUUUCUUUCUGAUGACUCUUCCAGGCACAUCAUGCUUAUGCAAGCAGUGUACACAGACAAAAGGUACCACCACUCUUGCAUCAGCUUAACCUUUUUGCAGAUCCUUUGCUCUCAUAUGGGGGUUUUGCUCUGCUUUUUUGACCAACAUACAAGCAGUUCUACCUGAGAGUUUUCUUGGUCUUCCAGAUCUUGCCUAGACUUUAAAUUCCCUCUUUAACCUUUCUUAAUGUUUCAGGCAGUUAAAAUUGUGAGCAAGUGCUUUGAUAUAUUUUUAUACACUUCUCCUGCUUUGUAGGCAUCAGUUCGCUUCAUCUUCAGAACCUCAGCCAGCUGCACUGAGGAGCUCAUAGUUUUUGUGCCGAGUUUUUAAAGAGUUUUUAAAGUAUUUUUGAGUCAGAAAAUGUAUUUUGCUAUGGAAUUGACAUCAGUUGAAAAUUCCUAAUGAUGAUUCUUGACCCGCCAAAUUGGUCUUUUGUCAAUGUUUUCUUUGUUGCUAAAAUUUUACUAAGUUUACAGAGAUUCAAGAGUUUGCUUUAUAUAAGAAAUGUCUUUUUAAAUAUGUAGAUGAAAUAACAGUGUCAUCCCCAGGGGACUUCUCACAGAAGGGGGAGAGAAAAAAAAUAUCUGCCGGUGGGACAUAUCAAUUGUGCCUUACACCACUGCAUGGUUCCACAUAAAUGUGGAAAAAGAACUGCCUACAGUAUUGUAACACUACUGACUGAACCGUGAAAAGUGUACUGUAUUUACAGUACGAAAGGUUGGACUAUCCCUAAUCCCAGUGUAGGUUGGAGGGUUAUGCUUUUUCCAGUUUAAAAGAAUCAAGACAGGGGAUAGGUGCACUGUACAGGGGAUAAGUGCACUGGACAGAGGAUAAGCCCCUGUCCAUGGCACAGAGUGGACCUGAUGUAAGAUAGUGUUACAAAGAGUAUCUGAUAACUCUAGAGUCAAACACUACGUUUUUUUAAGAAUCAUCUCAGAAAGAAUAGUGAGGUCAAAUACUUUAAAAUACAAGAGGAAAUUGAACCUUGAAAAGACUUUAAAAAGACCAUCUAUAGGAAGGGAAUGGAAUAUGUAGCAAAACAGUACACAUUUCUUACAAAAAUCUUGCUUGGAGAUAAAGUGAGUAUUAGGAAGAUUAAACAACUCAGAAAGCUGUUGUAAUUAGGCAAGGUAUCUUUCCUUAAAUAAACAUGAUAUAGAUCUUACACUUCUCUUAGCCCAGAUUUAAGUCCAUCAUGUAGGGGAAACCUAACCUUUGUGAACCUGAUGAGUUAACAAGUUCUUAGAUGACUGGAAGGGUGUCCAGACGUCUGCACAUGCUACA
Molecule: messenger RNA, 4611 nt
Organism: Colossoma macropomum (tambaqui)
Lineage: Eukaryota; Metazoa; Chordata; Actinopteri; Characiformes; Serrasalmidae
Product: zinc finger protein OZF-like
Exons: 3
Coding region: 900-2228 (442 amino acids)
Biological process (GO): regulation of transcription by RNA polymerase II
Molecular function (GO): DNA-binding transcription factor activity; RNA polymerase II cis-regulatory region sequence-specific DNA binding
Source: RefSeq, a predicted model, not a curated record